Penicillium canariense is the source of this 1104-nucleotide messenger RNA. RefSeq lists its product as uncharacterized. Lineage: Eukaryota; Fungi; Ascomycota; Eurotiomycetes; Eurotiales; Aspergillaceae. The transcript is spliced from 5 exons. Bases 1 to 1104 code for a protein of 367 amino acids. The record is from RefSeq and is a predicted model, not a curated record.
AUGGUGACUCUUAUCGGGAACGUGCUGCCCAUACAGCCUCCCGAUGAAAAGUUACUGGCUGAGCGUCGUGAGAUCCGCGACAUCAUCUACGACAGCGUCUCGUCCUUCCUGAGCCGCCGUGAGCCACAGUAUCUGGAGGUCAGCAUCUACGCUGACUCGAAGAGCCUGGUCUGCAUCGUGGAUGGCAUCAAUCGCAGGCGUGAGGGCCGCGAGAGCGAUAAAAGCUGUGACAAGUUCCCUGCUGAGUUGAAGGAGACCAAGCCUGUCAUGCGCAAGAUCAGCUACGGCAUUGGAAGCAAGGAUUACUCGGACAACCCCCUUGUUGUAGAGUCCCUGAGUGAGUCCGAGCAAGGCACCGAGGGUAGCCAUGACGCUCCAUCCAGCAUCAACUCCGCGGCCAAGGAGUUCUCUCCUCCUCAACCUGCUGCUGUCCGUGGUAUCCGCAGCCCCGAGGAGUUCAUGGCGCAUGUCCGCGCGCUGACGGCUAGUGGUGGGGGCAUCUUCUAUAGCACGGACCCUGCCCGCGGUGUUCUUUUCAGGGACUUGCCCGAGUGGAUGACCAUCUCGGACAUCCUGGGCCUGGUUUACGGGGGUCCUGUCGACUGCGCCUUCCGCUCCGACAUGGCGGAGAUCACCGUGCAGUUUUGCGAUGAGAUGGAUUGCAAGAAGUACCUUGAGGCCCACAACAAGGGCAUCAGCAUCCAGAACCACGCGAUUCCCGAUGAGACGUUGACCAUCAAGGUUGAGGCGGCCCCGCGGGGUGAGAAGGUCCCUCCCGCACUGCUCAAGAUGAUUGAGGCUGGUGGCUCGCGCCUGGUCCGUAUCGAUGGCAUCCUGGACUCUACCAAGGUCCAGGAACUCACCGGUCUUGCUAUGGAGUAUGAGGUUGACCAGAUCGUCUCCCACACAGAGAAGAACAAGGCCAGCUCUAUGUACGUCUUCUUCUGCAGCCUCGAAGAUGGUUGGAGCUUCAAGAAGAAGGCCGAGGACGAGUCCUGGGAGGGAUGCACCGUCGAGUUUAUGACUGAUCCUUGCAAGGUUGCCACGGCCUUUCACCAGAACACAGUUCCGAACCCCAUGGCAUCUGCCGUCGCCAUUGUCUGA